AUGUACACUGAUCAUCAGGGCACUGAUGAUCAGUGUGCCCUGAUGGACACGGACAGUGCUCAUCAGUGCCACAUCAAUGCCACAUAUCAGUGCAUACCAGUGCACAUCAAUGCCACAUAUCAGUGCUCAUCUGAGCUGCCUUUCAGUGUCACCUAUCAAUGCCAUCAGUGCCGCCUAUCAGUGCCAGUCAAUAACGCCUAUCAGUGCCACCUAUCAGUGUCAUAUAUGAGUGCUGCCUUUUAUUGCCCAUCAGUGAUGCCUGUCAAUGCCCAUCAAUUCCACCUACCAGUGCCUCCUCAUCAGUGCCCAUCAGUGACACCUAUCAGUGCCCAUCACUGCAGCCUCAUUAGCGCAUAUCAGUGAAG
Staurois parvus is the source of this 365-nucleotide messenger RNA. NCBI's taxonomy places the organism in Eukaryota, Metazoa, Chordata, Amphibia, Anura, Ranidae. The record is from the annotation of a GenBank genome assembly.